AAAGUCGACUUCGAAAUGCCAUUACCAUUCCUUUUACUACAUUGUAAGGAUCAAGCAGAAAAGCUGAAAACUGGCGAAGAAAGUACAUCAAAACUAUCGUAUGAAGAUAGAAUUAAAGCUGAGAAUGAUCAUUUUGAUGAACCAAAAUCUGUAUAUCCUAACAAACGAAAAAGGGAAUGCAUUAUCCAAGAAUGUAAUAUGCCUAUCAAGAACCCUAAACGAAUAGAUUGUUGCAAGAUGCAUACUCACUUGAACUCACAUCGCACCGAAGAAAUCCACAACGUGUCCGUCACUUUUCGCAAUGUUGAGUUAAUCUGUAGUCUACUUGGAAGCUGGUAA
Molecule: messenger RNA, 339 nt
Organism: Funneliformis geosporum
Lineage: Eukaryota; Fungi; Glomeromycota; Glomeromycetes; Glomerales; Glomeraceae
Source: the annotation of a GenBank genome assembly